AUGGCCAUCCUCAAGGAUGUGCUCUUCAAGCUGGAUCGGUACGCGGCGCGCGAAUUGCCGGAGCUGGUCUCCGUCUUGCAUCACAUGACUUGGAAUGACAAGCAGCUGUUCAAGAUCGUCGAGCCGCGCUUGCUGCACGAGCUGCCAUCCGUGAGCCUGGAAGACAUCCCCCGCAUCGCCGAGAGUUUCGUGGGCGUGGGAUGUGGAAGCCGGAUGCUGUUCCAAGAGAUGAUACACUUGAGCCUCCAGGCAGCGCGACACUUCACUCCCCAGCAGGUGGCUUCCCUGGUGGCCUCCUUCUCGAAGUCGCCCUACAAGCCGAAGGCAUUCUUGAUGAGUUUCUGCCCGACCGUGGCCGCCAACCUGCAUCAUUUCGAUGCCUUGCAGCUCACGAGAGUGGUCGUCGCGUACUCGGAAUGGCCCGGGGAGGUCUCCACAGACUUCAUGGAGCAAGUCAUGGAGGUGCUCUGCUUUGGGAGCGAGGCCAUGACCCUCCAGGACAUGCCCGCUCCGAGCUUGGUCGCCGUCCUGCGGGCGCUGGCGCUGUGGCGGAGUCGCUCCAAGUCGGUGCGGGAGCAUCCGGCCGCAUGCCAGCGGCUCUUUUCUUCGACCUUUUGCUUGGCUGCGGCGCCGCUCUCGUCUGGCUGCCACGAGCUCACCGGGGAGGAGCUGGCACAGGCAAUGUGGGCCUACGGCAGGACCCGGUACGUGCCAACAAGGCUCUUUGCGGAGCUCUACAAUGGCGUGCGAAGGUCUUUCAAAGUCCUCUCCCUGCCAAGCUUGGCGUCCUGCUUGCUCAAUUCCGGUCGGGCGCUAUCUGGGCAGCUCCGAUUCUGGGAUGACUCCGAGCCGGUGGUGGUGUUGGAGGGCGGCGUCCGCAUGCCCAAGCUGGAGAAAACCUCCUUCUCCGACCGCCAGCUUCUGACCGAUGCGGAGACCCUGGUGGUGAGGCGUUUGGGUGGCGUCAUUCCGCGGGAUCUGGCCUCGGUGGUCCUGGGUUACAGCCUGGCGCACGCGGGAUCUGCGGAGCUCUUCUCGGUGCUCCAGAGGGCAUGCCUAGAGCGCUGUCCGCAGUUCCCCCCGGAGCAGAUGUCCCGCUUGCUCUGGAGCUUCGCGACGGUCCGCCUCGGGCCCGCCCUCGCCAAGGAGGCUCAGGUCGACCUCCUCGAGUGCCUCCCGCAGCUUACGGCGCCGGCCGUCAGCGACCUGCUCUGGGCCUACUGUGCGCUGCGCCACCGCGAUCCCCAUUUUUUCAAGGCCCUCCUGGGCGUCCUCUCGCCCAGCACGGUGGCCAACAAUCCACGCUGUGCGCAACUCUGCCCGGCACUCCUGGACAUCAGGAUCCAUUUCCCGGAGAUGGAUCCUGAGGGCCUAGGCCGCUACCUGAGUUACGUGCAGCCGACCUUCUUGGCCUCCCAGCGCCGGAUAGCCGCGGCCGCAAGCGCGGUCGCGGACGUGACGAAAGCGCUGGAAUCCUUGGGCAUGCGGGGGCGGGCCUACGCAGAGGUAGACGGGUACGUGGUGGAUGUCUUGGUCUCAGCCGAGGAUGCCGGUUUGGCGAAGCCCGCCAUCCAGCAAGUCCGCAAUGUUACUGCGCCGUGGUUCUGCGACGUCUGUGCAAAGAAGCACGGUGGCUCGCAAAGCAGUUGUUGCGGCUGCUUCCCUGGCUACGUGGCCAUACUGGCAAACCUGCAGAUGCAGCUGUGGAAUUUCCGGGCGUUCCGGCAAGCAGAUGCGAAGGCGUUGUCGAAUGCCACGGAGGCGAUGUGGAGAUACCGCCUCAAGCUGCGCCCCGGCAAAGACUCUGCCUUGGCCCGAGCAGCCUUUCGCGAAAGGUUCGGCACUGCCCAGGAUUACCUGACCUGGAAGGGGCGACGCGCCCUGUGCUUUCUGGACGAGACAUGCCUCGAGCAACCCGAGGCCCAUGCGCUCGACAUCGCGAUCGACCUUCUUACCAUCUUCAGGCUGACGCAAACCGUCCCCAGUUACAAGCUGCAGGUGGAGAAUCACAACGUUUGCCUCCUGGACAUCUGGGCCGGAAAGUGCGAGAAGAGCAACCUGCCCAUCUUCGAGCACUUUCCGGCUGUACAGGGGCCAUCGCUCGAGGGCUACACCCUCGACUUCCUCGGUGUGACCGAGCCCCUCCUUGACUGCGCGAUCCUUGAGACGAAGCUGCGCCGCUUCGCGCCCGUGCGAACGAUGCCGUGCAAGUACCUGGAGAUUUGUCGAAUCGACGAAGGACUUGCCUAUAUCGGCGAAGAACUUGCCUAA
Symbiodinium natans is the source of this 2271-nucleotide messenger RNA. The record is from the annotation of a GenBank genome assembly. Lineage: Eukaryota; Dinophyceae; Suessiales; Symbiodiniaceae.